AUGGAAUGUUGGAAGUUUAUAGAAUGUACCGAGUCAGGUCAACCCAUCUUGAGGGAGAAUGAAAAGGAUAUCCUGAUGGAUCAUUCCGUGGGUCUCUACCACGGUAAGCUAAAGAUCGUGAACAGACAAUCUGGUAGGGUGUUCCUUACGUCUCAACGGAUCAUCUACAUCGACGAUGCUAAGCCAACGCAAAACUCAUUGGCUUUGGAAUUGGAUGAUAUCAAAUCCAUUGACUACUCGUCUAGUUUCUUGAAAAAAUCUGCCAAGAUGAUCGUCUUCCUGAAGCAACAGGAGCAACAAAAGAAAGACGCCAAAAAGGACAAGAACCAAGCUUCUUUGACCGCAUUGGUGGACGAAGUAACUACAUGGAUUUGCCCCAUUUGCAUGGUAACGAAUGAAUCUGAUCAAGAUUUAUCAAAAGUGCCUCCCGUCUGUAUCAAUUGUGGUGUAUCCCCUGAUUUCAACAUGAUCAAAUCGUCACUAAACAUUUCAAGAAAUAUUACCAGCACAACCAACAAAAAAUCAAAAGAUGACAAGAAUAAUAAGGAAAAAAAUGUUUGUCCGGCUUGCACAUUUGUCAAUCAUUCGCAGAUAAGAAAUUGCGAAAUUUGUGGGACAAGAUUGCCAAAUGCAAAUAUACGACAUAACAGAUCCAAUGAAUCGUUCAAGGAUUCAAGGAUUAACUUGAUCCUAGAAAAAGAUCAAUCUUCAUCUUCCUCCAUGCCUCCUAGUGUUGAAUUUGUUCAGGUAAGUUUUAGAAAAUCAGAUGGGGUCCUCUUCACUCAAGCUACAGAAAAAACUUUACAAAUAUUUAAUGCAAAGAAUAAUAAAAUCUUUAAUCAAAACGUCAAGUCUAUCAAUGGUGUCGACGUUAAUGCUAAUCUACCUCUCUUGCAAACCAAUUUAAAGAAAAUUGGUAUUACGUCGUUGGAAAGAUCUAGAGAAAAUCAAUUGUUAAAUAACGAUAUUCUUUUCAAUAACGCUCUAUCAGACUUGAAUAGUCUAAUUUCACUGGCGAAUAACAUUGAAAGACUAUAUCGUUCAACCAAAAAUUCACAACAGCAAACAAACUCUUCUUCCCACAGGAUUGCGAAAAAACCUGCAUUAAUUAUUGACAGGGAGAAAUUCUAUAAUAAAGAAUUAUUCUUGGAUGAAAUUGCAAGAGAAAUUUACGACUUCGCCAUGUCUGAAUUUAAUGAGACCACCACAACCACUCAGAAUGAAAACAUCCAUAUUAUGGUUACUUUGGUGGAUUUUUACGCAAUAUAUAACAAAUCAAUGAGGAUUGGUACCGGUUUAAUAUCACCUUUGGAAAUGAAGGAAGCAUGUCAGAGAUUUGAAAAACUAGGAUUGAAUAAUUUAAAAUUGACAAGAAUCAAUAAUAGAGUGCUAUGUUUGUCGACUAAAGAUUCCUUCAACUUUGUCAAGAGCCAAAUAUUGUCUACCAUUGAUCAAAAUCCAGGGUCAGAUUUAUUGAAUUUGACCAAUUUAAUUAAUACACCUUCAACGAAAACCGCAAACAACAACAAAAUGGAAACCAAUAACUGGACUAUUGGUGUCAUUAUGGAAAUACUACAAAAUUGUGUCGAUGAGGGAGAUUUGCUAAUUGAUGAACAAAUUUCUGGAAUUUAUUAUUACAUGAACACGUAUUGGAAAGUUUAA
Molecule: messenger RNA, 1662 nt
Organism: Naumovozyma castellii
Lineage: Eukaryota; Fungi; Ascomycota; Saccharomycetes; Saccharomycetales; Saccharomycetaceae
Gene: VPS36
Product: ESCRT-II subunit protein VPS36
Exons: 1
Coding region: 1-1662 (553 amino acids)
Source: RefSeq, a predicted model, not a curated record